This is a messenger RNA of Lacerta agilis (Sand lizard), 3673 nucleotides long. It is a transcript of the gene TTF2, whose product is annotated as transcription termination factor 2. NCBI's taxonomy places the organism in Eukaryota, Metazoa, Chordata, Lepidosauria, Squamata, Lacertidae. The record is from RefSeq and is a predicted model, not a curated record. The transcript is spliced from 23 exons. Gene Ontology annotation, molecular function: ATP binding; zinc ion binding; ATP-dependent chromatin remodeler activity. The coding region runs from base 74 to 3577 and encodes 1167 amino acids.
GUCCCCUGCCCCGUACUCCUUUUGCACUGAGUUUUGCCGGGUUGAGGCGACGGGAAGGCUUAGCGGCUCGACUAUGGAGAAGGUGCUGUGCAGCGGGCACGGGCAUCCCUGCCUUUUGAAGACUGGUAUCCGGGAUGGCCCAAACAAAGGCAGAAGCUUUUAUGUGUGUGGCAUCCAAGGCCAGCAGCCAUGCGAAUUUGUGUUGCUCACAAAGCUUUGCCCUUCUCAUUGCUUGGUGCAUGAGAAACAUGUGGUGGACCUCCAGGUUUUGAUUCAGGAACAGGAGACAGACACAUACAAGCUAUUCUAUCGCUGCAGUAAAGCUAAACUGGAAGGGAAGAGAUGGUGUGGAAGUAUCCCAUGGCAGGAGUCAAAAGCCACCAUAUUGCCAAAUAAGCCACAAUCUCAGCAAGUCUCAGAAUUGCUCCGUAAUCUUGGAGAUCAAAGAAAUCCAUUCAAAGUACCAAACGAGAAUCACAAAUCUUUCAAACAAAUAAACUACAGUGAGGACAAAAACUUAUCAAGAAAUGAGGAUAAAAGACAGGUUCUAGAUAAAAAGGAUCAGCUGAAGUUGCCAUCUGAGUCUGUUAAGAAAGAAGAUCCGGCACCAGAGAAGACCAAGAACAAAAAGUUGGGAGAAAAAUGUGAAGGAUCACCCAAGGAAAGAAUAGAAACGGAAACAAAAGCAAACGAGUCCACAACUGAAAUUAAAAAGCCAGUAUUUUUGGAUACACACAAAUGUAAUUCUAGCAAACAGUUUGAGACAACUUCUGGGCACACAAGGCAGGAUUCAGCUCUGAGAUCUGCUGAAUAUGGCUUGCAAAAAGAGGAAAGUCCAAAGCAGUCAUUGCCCAGGUUCAGUGGCCAAACAUUGGGUGUAAAGCCCAUUAAUGAGGCGCAACUUGGAAGGAGAGGAUCAGAAACCUGCAGGGACAAAGCAGUAAAAAUGAAGACAAGUAACAACUGGGGAACUGAAGAGACAACACUGAUGCCCAGGCAAGUUGGGACUGUUCAGGAAUUGACAGGCUUGCCAGCGGUGCACCCUAAAGAAAACCCAGAGAAACUAUUACAAUUGAAAAUGGCUCCAGAAGAUAAAAGCAGUUCUGGUAAAAAUGCCAGCAGUGAUGAACAUGACAGAUUGGUAUCUUCCAAAUUGCCUGUUGGGCAGGAAUUGGAUUCCCACCAGUGGAAGGAUCGCAGUCAAAAGAAUUCGUCUUCCACAUCACACAAGAAGACCUCUUUGCAAAUGGCAGGAAGUCUGGAUUCCAAAGCUCUUCAUAGCCAACUUUCAGCUCAGCUGAAGCAGAAAAAGAACACUUUGAAAAUCGUGAAUGUUCAGGCUCUGCCCGAUAAAGGCGAGCGGUUACUCAAGCAGGUGCAGGACCUGGAAGCAGCACUUAGUUCUCUGAACCUGGAGGCAGAAGAAAGUGUAAAGGAAGCAGCAGAUGUGAACAGCAGUAAGCGCGAAGAGAAACUGCAGAAUCCGUUCUCCAAGACCACCGCAGAACAGCCAAAUACUGUGACAGGGCGAGGACCAAAGCCAUUCCGGGAGCCUCAGGUAGCCAGCUCCUUAGAGCUCCACCCUCCUUUGGGAUCUAGUCAGUGUUCCAGUAGCACUUAUAGAGAGGAUUCCUAUAUGCAGGCCCUUUAUGGAGGCCGGAUGACUGAAGAUCGCCUCCGAGCCGUGUAUGAUGCCACCAGUGAUGCAAUCAACCAGCUUCACAGUUCCCUUAAGUCCUGCCCGAAGGAGGAGACAGUGGUUGAGGAUCCACCUGGGUUAAAGGUCUCCUUACUCCUGCAUCAGAAGCAGGCGCUUGCUUGGCUUCUCUGGAGGGAGAAUCAGAAACCGUGUGGAGGAAUUUUGGCGGAUGAUAUGGGCUUAGGGAAGACUCUGACAAUGAUUGCUCUUGUUCUGGUUCAGAAGUGUUUACAGAAAGAUGAAGGGAAAAAGAAGCAACUUGAGCUUUCGGUGUCAAGACAAGAUACUUCUGUAAUCGUUUCCCACGGCACGCUGAUUGUCUGCCCCGCAUCUUUGAUCCAUCACUGGAAAAAAGAGGUAGAAAGACACGUCAGAAGCCGCAAGCUGAGAGUCUGCUUGUACCAUGGACCCAACCGAAUUAAGAACACGACUGUGCUUUCUGAAUAUGACAUUGUUGUCACUACUUACAGUAUUCUUGCCAAGGAAAUCCCUACACAGAAGGAAGAAGCAGAAGUUGCUGCUGAAGACCAUGUUGUGCAGGAUAAGUCCGUUCCCUUCUCUCCCCUGCUCUGGAUACACUGGGCUCGAAUUAUACUGGAUGAGGCCCAUAACAUUAAAAACCCCAAAGUCCAGGCCUCAAUAGCAGCCUGUAAAUUGCGAGCUACUGCCAGAUGGGCCGUCACUGGGACACCCAUUCAGAACAACCUCUUGGAUAUGUACUCCCUGCUAAGAUUCCUUCGCUGUUCUCCUUUCGAUGAAUUCAAGGUGUGGAAGAAUCAGGUGGAUAACAAUACAAGAAAAGGAGGAGAGAGGUUGACCCUCUUAACCAGGAGCCUCUUAUUGCGAAGGACUAAGGACCAGCUGGACUCAUCUGGCAAGCCUUUGGUAUUGCUGCCUCAACGUUGCACUCGACUGCACAGACUAAAACUCUCUGAAGAUGAGCAGUCGGUGUAUGAUGUACUUUUCAGAAGAUCAAGGUCAACCCUGCAGUCCUACAUCAAACGGCAGGAGACUAAGGGUACAGGACAGCACCCUGGGGAGAACCCAUUUGACAAAGGAGCGCAGCAGUUUAGAUGCCACCCACAAGGAGCCUUGGAAAAGCCUCGCCAGGAUGCUCCUCCUGUCUCCACUACCAUUCACAUCUUGUCCCUUCUGCUGAGGCUCCGCCAGUGCUGCUGCCACCUUUCCUUGCUGAAAGUGGCUCUGGACCUGGCUAACCUGAAUAGUGAAGGCAUCUGCCUCUCCUUGGAGGAGCAGCUCAGUGCUUUGACCUUGUCUGAACCCAGUGGUACCAAUGACCCUAUGGUGUACCUCUUUGGUACAGCUUUUAGUGUGGAUCUCUUCGAAGCAACCAAACAGAGCACCAAGCUAUCGCAUCUCUUGGAAGAGUUGAAGGCCAUCAAAGGGCGUUCCCAGAAAGCUGUCAUUGUUUCUCAGUGGACUAGUAUGCUGAAGAUUGUAGCAGUACACCUUGAGAAGCUGAGCAUAAAAUAUGCCACAGUGGAUGGCUCUGUGAAUCCUAAGCAGAGGAUGGAUGUGGUUGAGGAAUUCAACAAUAAUCCUAAAGGACCUGAGGUGAUGAUGAUCUCUCUCCUGGCUGGAGGUGUUGGCCUCAAUCUAGUUGGAGGAAACCAUCUCUUUCUCCUUGACAUGCAUUGGAAUCCAGCACUGGAGGACCAAGCCUGUGACCGCAUUUACCGCGUGGGACAGCAAAACGAUGUCACGAUCCACAGGUUUGUCUGUGAAGGGACAGUAGAAGAAAAGAUCUCGGAGCUACAAAGCAAGAAAAAAGAGCUGGCCCAGAAAGUGUUGUCAGGAAGAGUAGAUUCUUCAACAAAGCUGACCCUGGCAGAUCUCAAGCUCCUUUUUGGCAUUUAAACACUGUUUCUGUUUCUGUUUCAAAUAUGUGGAUGCCACGUGUGUGCGUACCUUUUGAAAAUUCACUAUAUUAAUGAAUAAAAGUGGUUAAGUGUU